Funneliformis geosporum is the source of this 159-nucleotide messenger RNA. NCBI's taxonomy places the organism in Eukaryota, Fungi, Glomeromycota, Glomeromycetes, Glomerales, Glomeraceae. The record is from the annotation of a GenBank genome assembly.
AUGGUGCUGGAUCAGGACAUCCCUUUGCUCGUUUUUUCUACUGAAGAAGAUAAAUGGCGCGGCCCAUUCACAAAUAAUGGAGAUCAAUGUUGGCAUAUCCAUGGCAGUGUAGAUAUAUGGGAAGUAAAUCCUGUACCAUUUUUUUCAACAACCAUUUAA